CCUCAAGAGGCUUCUGCCGCGCACGAAGAGGACCGUGCGGAAUAAAAAGCCCCAACUUCGGUCGUUUUGUAUGUCUACGACGAAGAAACGAAAAACUUCAUCGAGGGAAGUUUCCGUCAUGGAUCUGCAGUGAUUUGCAGCGUUAAUUAAAUGAAAGUUUACGCUUCUGUUGUGGAUAGAUUAGUGCACUGACGAAGAGUGGGAGAUUUGAGAACAAGCGACGGUGGUAUUAGUAUUUUGUCGGGCUAAUAGUGUGGCGACAGGUCGGUGGUGGUUUGCCCCCGUUUGGGAUUCCCCCUCGAGGGAAUACAAGGACGACUUCGAAAAAGUGUGGAGUUUCUUUGAAGGACAGCAUCUUCGAUCCUCCACACAUUUGGCUUUCUGCUGCCAAAGUUUCCCGGUGCUAAGGUGCAGCCACGCCGGGAGAAGGCGCAGAGCGACGGCCGCCACUCUCCGGCUAGCUCGCCUGCUGUUUCUGCUUCUCGGAUCGAGGCCGUGUCGGCGAGGCGACAAUGCUUGACAUAAUGUCUGAACACCAAGAUUCACUGUUAACGUGUAAAACGGAACCUCUGCCCCCAGAGAAGAAGAAGAGGACUGUUGAGGACUUCAACAAGUUCUGCAGCUUUGUCCUGGCUUAUGCCGGUUACAUCCCCAGUCCAAAAGAGGAAAGCUCGUGGUCCCCAACAUCAUCCAGCUCUGCACACAGUUCAGGGUUGUCAGCAGAUGGUGGAGGUGGAGGGAGCAGCUCCAAUGGCAAUGCCUGGGCAGAUGGGGGCUCCGACAUCCACACCAUCCAUACAUUUGUCCGCAAAGCUCGAGCAAAUAAGGGCAAAAGUAUUCGGCGCAUGCACUCUGACAGCACCCUGCUGGAUAAGAUGCAGCUUAAAGACUCUCUGUAUGAGACCCAGGCCAGCACUAAGGGAGAGCGCAAGAAGGACAAAAAACUGAAAAAGCUGUCACUGGAUUCUGCCAUGGGGGCAGCAGAUAGUGGCAGCAGCGAGGGUGAGAAAAGAGCCCGUAUCAAACGCAGCAAGAACUCAAAACAGCCCAAAGCUAAGAAGCUCAAGAGUUCAGCUCCUCAAAGCGAGACUGACUCCGAGGCACGGAAUACGCACUCCGAGGUACGAGCUGGCAGGGAAGAGCUGCCUGGGCACGGGGGCUCCUCUUCGAGCAUGCAGAGCAUGGGGAAGGUGCAGCCAGACGAAUCCAUCAGGGAAGCAGAAAUGAGCUCCAGUGAGGGUGAGACAUGGAUCGCUGAUGAAGACAUUAUGGUGGAAUCAGGGGAUGAUUCAUGGGACUUGAUCACCUGUUACUGCGGGAAGCCAUUCGCGGGGCGGCCGAUGAUCGAGUGCAACCAGUGCGGCAUAUGGGUGCACUUGUCAUGCGCAAAGAUCAAGAAGUCAAACGUUCCCGACAUCUUUUACUGCCACAAGUGCAGGGACUUGAGGCGGUCGGGACACAAAAAAGACACUUAAAGCUGAGCAGGACUGGAGAAGAAAAGGAGCGUUUGAUCUGUUUUUGCUGUCGUCUGACACUUAACUUUCUUUGAUGCCUACAGCCAAAACAGCCUAAACUAUCACCCGGAGGGCAACUGUAAAGUCAGUUUGUUGGAUUUCUUUCGACAAUCACAACCAUUCUUAUUUAUCCCUCACGUCUAGUUUUCGUUCCCCCUUUUGCUACUGUGAAGAACUGGGAAAAAAAAGGCAAUAUUGACGGUUCCAAAUCAUUUUUAAGUUCUUAAUUGACGUCAGCAUUGAUUGGCUUUAGUAUUACAGUUCUGGUGAUGUGCAUAUACUUUUUUUUUCUCAAUAGUUCUCAUAUUGACUGAAGGUCCACUUUUGACUUGUAAAUUAUUUCUUGCGCAUAUUGACAAAUUAGUGAAAACCUUCUUCUUUGGUCUCCGGAGUACCACCCUGAGCUUGGUCCAAUCAUUCCCAACCUUAAAUCAAUACAACACAUGCAGAGUUGGGGAGAGGGAAGCCCAGCUUACAUUGUCAGUUAAGAGGUGGAUAAUGUCACUCCCGUUAUUACUUUAUACGCACGUCAUAAUGCCAGAUGGGCAGUUCGUUUUGGUUUCGAUCGUACUCUGGUAGUUUGUGUUGAGCUUUUUCUUGGGUUGUCUUUAAGCCUCCUGAAAUAAGAAGUUUCAAUUCAUUGACUUGCAUAAGAUUUAUCACUUUGCAUCUUCAUAUGCAUCUAGUUUUACUCAAACUGUCCUUUCAGCAGUGCACUUUUAAAACCUAAAUACACCCCCGCCUUUUUUUUCCCUUUUUUUUUUUUUUUUUUUGAAAAUUUGGGGCGGGGCUAAGAUGAGCUACAGCUAAUUAAAACCGGACUUGGUCAUGUGCAUUCAUGACAGCGUGCUUAGUGUUUCUCACAGUCCGGCUUAUUAAUCAGUUAGCCAUUAACCGUGAGUCAGUUUUUACUUAUGUGUUUGUUUGUUUUUUGUAUUUAAAUCAUCUGAUAUUGGGGCGGGGGGGAACGUUGCUGUAAGACGACUGGUUUGUUGCCCAACUUUACGAUGUCAAAGUAGCUCUGAGGCUCGUUUAUGAAUGGUUGUUUAAAAAAAAAA
Neolamprologus brichardi is the source of this 2572-nucleotide messenger RNA. RefSeq names its product PHD finger protein 23b (gene phf23b). Gene Ontology annotation, cellular component: nucleus. Gene Ontology annotation, biological process: negative regulation of autophagosome maturation; negative regulation of autophagosome assembly; positive regulation of protein ubiquitination. The record is from RefSeq and is a predicted model, not a curated record. Lineage: Eukaryota; Metazoa; Chordata; Actinopteri; Cichliformes; Cichlidae.